AUUUUGUUAUUUCGAUUACAAUAACUAAAAAAAAUGUUUACUUCGGUUGUUGAGCUAACAGACAUUUUAAGUUUUAUUGGUGACUUUAAGCGACCAUUGAUUGAGGGUACUCAAGUAAUGAAUUGUAACCACAUUGUUGAGUUUGGAUGUGUGGAAAAUAAUAACAAAACAUUAAAAAUCGUUGCUAUGUGUCUUAAAACUAGUGAUCUUAGUGGAAAACCUCAUGAGUUAGAAGUCAUUAAAUCUAUUAAUAAUGGAAGUGUAAAAUUGUCAGCAAAAUGUUCUUGCAAAGCAGGUAGUGGAAAAUGCAAACACAUAGUUGGCCUGAUGCUCAAACUUCAAAAAACAUCAAUAGAAGAACUUGAUGAGCGAAGUUGUACAGAUCUUCCUCAACAAUGGGGAAAACUCGGUCAAGCCGCUAGUAAAUAUUUACAUAAGCCAGUUCCUGUUCUAGAGUUUUGUCAUGUAUUUCCAACAACAACAGUAUAUGACAAAUCAUUGCCUAAUGACAUAUCAGAGGAUUUGCAGCAGGAAAUUCGUUCAUACUUUUUACAAAGUUAUUAAUUAUUUUAGGGGUGGGCUUAACCUUUUUUUGAAUCUUUUUUUUUUUUAACUCUUAGA
Molecule: messenger RNA, 621 nt
Organism: Myzus persicae (green peach aphid)
Lineage: Eukaryota; Metazoa; Arthropoda; Insecta; Hemiptera; Aphididae
Exons: 3
Coding region: 34-564 (176 amino acids)
Molecular function (GO): zinc ion binding
Source: RefSeq, a predicted model, not a curated record